UCGUUGUCCAUGGUGGCCGCGUUCGUCAAAACGCGUGUGUGGCUGAAAUUACUUUGACAAAGGCCUCAACGUCAACACUCACGCGCACGGUCUUUCCACCUUCAACAAUCCCUCCGUCAUGAACCACAUACGUCAAGUGUUAUUUUCCGCAAGACGACCGGUUCGACCGAGCUCACUAGCACUCCUCCGUUGUCGCCGAACGUUCUCCUUCUCAUCGCGACUACAAGCCUCAGAGAAUGAAGAUGCCUUCCUUGCGCAGUUCAAGAACACUUCAAUAUUCGGGAAACUUGCGGACAAACCAGAGGCCUUGAUGGCGCUACGAGAUUUUGCGGAACUUAUGAGGGCUCAAGGGAUUGACGCAAACAGUCCGCCUUCGACGUUGCAGAUGAUGAAGUUGGCUGCGAACUCGGAAUUUAGGCAAGCAGCACAAAAAGUUGUCACUGAGUUGCAAAAGGCGGGCGUGGACAUCACCUCGCAGGAUACUAUGCAAGAGCUUAUGGGCCUGUCCAAGAAGGUCGGAGGGAAUUGAAAUGGACUACUGUAGUGUAAAUAGUACCUACUAGUCUUUGAUAUAAGGGACUUGCCAGUUAUCUUGUGUCGUGAGCUCCUUUCAAUCCUUUCCGUCAUGUCAGACGAGGCAGGAUCGUCCACGAUACAUUCCGAAGCCCCAGAAAGACCCUUGCCAUCUACACCAUUCUAUUCUAUCGAGUAUCCGGGUUAUGUCAAACCCGAAUCUGUUCCGCUGGCCGUGAGUAACCUCGGAGGACCUUCACGCCUUGAAACCGCGUUCAA
Molecule: messenger RNA, 792 nt
Organism: Suillus paluster
Lineage: Eukaryota; Fungi; Basidiomycota; Agaricomycetes; Boletales; Suillaceae
Exons: 3
Coding region: 119-529 (136 amino acids)
Source: RefSeq, a predicted model, not a curated record